AUGAUUCAAAAUCAGAAACAAGAUCAAGAGACGCUCGGAAGGGUUCUGCUGCAGUUUAUUGAAUUUUCAGUCCAUCAUCAUCAUGAGGAUUCCAACAGAAAUUACAAUCAAUAUUAUUGCCAAUUACUUUCUCAACUCUUUCAUGCUCGGAAGAAUGGUAAAGCCUUUUCAGGAAGAUUUGAAAUUCUGUAUGAAUUGGUAACGAUAACAUCAUCCAACCAUAGUUCCAACCCCAACGAUGAUGAUGAGCUUCAUCCAAAUGGAUUAUUAAACAGUCCAAUUGGGAAUCAUCAUCCGAUUAUUGAAAUUACUGAAAUUGGAAAACAGUUAUUGCCUGUUUCAGUGGCCUAUUCAAAAAAACAUGAUUUAAUGAUGGUAGUUGAUCGAAAUGCAUGUUUUUACUUUUUUCAAAAAGAGUUGAAACGAUUCAUGAAUAUGUUUGAUGAUAGAUGUCAUAAUUGGUAUCAGCAGCAUGUGUCACAUCAUACUUUGGGAAUAGUUGUGGAAAGUUGUGAAAAUGGUUGUGAUUAUGUCAUUGCUGUAUUCUCAAAUAACAUUCGAAAGUAUAAUAUGAAAUGGUAUUUCAAUAGUUUUGGAAUGCCAAGAUUGAUCUUGAUCAAAAAAUGGAUCAUCAGCGAGAAGGACAUUCAGAAAUCAACCAAACAAAAAACAUUUUUCAGACCCAAUGCAGCAGUUGUGGUUAAAGCUGACAAGAUCGGACACCAUCAUAAUACGCUGUAUGCCACUGACGGCACGAAUAUUCACGUGUUCAACUUGGUCAAUGGUAAAAUGUUGAGGACCCUUCAAAUUGGUAUACCCUUGUUCUCCAUCGAUUAUUUACAUGAAACGAGUGAAUUUGUUCUCCUCUCAGAUGAAAACAAAAUUAUUCUUUACAAUGAAACAUUACAAAUGAUUACUUCAACCAUAGGCGAAGAAGAGGAUAAUGCCUUGGAUACCACGACAGAACAAGUACUUGUGGAUCGAGCUUCUAGAAAUAUCAUUUGCAUUGGCUCCAAAUUUCAAAAUGCAAUUAUUGUCAUUUCAGGAGUCACGAGAAACCCCAUUCAUGUCUAUGGUAAAAAUGAUCAGACGAAACACGAGUAUUACAUCUCUCCACAGUGUGCUUGUAUGGACGAAAUGAAUGGUGAGCUUAUUGUUGCAGAUCGUCGCGGUAGAAUUAUCAUAUUUAAAUGA
Naegleria lovaniensis is the source of this 1194-nucleotide messenger RNA. RefSeq lists its product as uncharacterized. The transcript has a single exon. Bases 1 to 1194 code for a protein of 397 amino acids. The record is from RefSeq and is a predicted model, not a curated record. Lineage: Eukaryota; Heterolobosea; Eutetramitea; Acrasida; Naegleriidae.